AUGGUCAAACUAACCUCAGAGGACGCUCAAACGUUAAUAGAAUCGUACUUGAUAUCCCAGUAUCGACCAUUUGCCAUCAAUGAUAUAGUCCUGAACCUUCAUGGACAGAUUACUAAGGCAGCUGCUACCAAAGCGCUCGACUCUCUAGUACAGGAGCAUAGAGUCACCGCGAAGACUUUUGGCAAAGUUAUAAUUUAUUCAUGUAAUGAGAAAGAGCUAGAACUACCGGCUGGGGUUGAGAGUGAUAAUUUCACAUUUGCUCAUCUAGCAGAAUUAAGAAAAGAACUCAAGGAGUUAGAUUCGGACAAAUCCGCAGUUACAGAGGCGUUAAACAAAGUUCUUAAAGAACCUUCCAACGCUCAAUUGCUGCACUUGCAAGUGGCGCGAGAACAGGAGAUUGCACAUUUACAACAAGUUCUAACUAGGCUACAGGAAGAUUGGGAUCCAAAGAUGGAACCACUAAUCAAUGAUCUGGUAAAAACCGAUAAAACCCUCGAUAAAGAAUUGAAAACAAGGUUCAAGAUCAUGAAAAAUCUAUUGGCUAUUGUCAAGGAUACCGUGAGACCGACCGAUAUGGGGGAAUUCUUAGAAGAGAUAGGGUUUGAACAGAUGGGUUAA
Messenger RNA from Zygosaccharomyces rouxii, 618 nucleotides. It is a transcript of the gene HOP2, whose product is annotated as Hop2p. Gene Ontology annotation, biological process: meiotic strand invasion involved in reciprocal meiotic recombination; homologous chromosome pairing at meiosis; meiotic joint molecule formation. The record is from RefSeq and is a predicted model, not a curated record. Gene Ontology annotation, molecular function: recombinase activator activity; double-stranded DNA binding. NCBI's taxonomy places the organism in Eukaryota, Fungi, Ascomycota, Saccharomycetes, Saccharomycetales, Saccharomycetaceae. The transcript has a single exon. Gene Ontology annotation, cellular component: DNA recombinase auxiliary factor complex; condensed nuclear chromosome. Bases 1 to 618 code for a protein of 205 amino acids.